Saccostrea cuccullata (small rock oyster) is the source of this 4013-nucleotide messenger RNA. Its product is annotated as fibroblast growth factor receptor-like 1. The coding region runs from base 472 to 2025 and encodes 517 amino acids. NCBI's taxonomy places the organism in Eukaryota, Metazoa, Mollusca, Bivalvia, Ostreida, Ostreidae. Gene Ontology annotation, cellular component: plasma membrane. The transcript is spliced from 8 exons. The record is from RefSeq and is a predicted model, not a curated record. Gene Ontology annotation, molecular function: fibroblast growth factor binding; fibroblast growth factor receptor activity.
UUUGAGUGACGGUUAGCGACAUUCUGAAUGUUAUUUGUCAAGUGACUAGGAAGCGAAACGCUGGAAAUCGACAGCUUAGAACGCUUAAAGAAAAAAAAAGAAUAAUUAUAAAUGGUAAACGUUUCCAACCAAAUAACAGUGUUUGAUAGUGGGUUAUCAUAACUCUUUUGUGAAGAUUUCCUUUUAACACCGAUGCUGGAUUCAACAGAAGUACCUCCCCCUUGUGAAUGAGAUAGACUGAAGCCGCACGCGACAUUGGCAGUUAAAUCUUGAUGGAGAACUGAGGUGGAGAGUUUUUAUUGUUUAUCAACAGUCUGUUAAUUUGGUGUUAGAGGAAAAUUAUAGGUGACAUUUGUCGGAUUUUAACGGGUGCAGGAACACGAUUUAUGUCUUAUCGAGUUUAGGGAAGCAUGUGGAAAUUGACACUGUUUGGGAUAGUGAUGAAACCCUGGCUUUGAUUUAUCUUCUAAUAUGAUCCCUCCUUAUGUCAGAUUUACCAUGGAAAUCGACAAGUGUUCAAAUUCAAAUAAAUUCGAGAGGAUGCUGAUUUUGGCUGUCUUGGUAUCCACUGUGGUGACGAUCUCUGCACUAGGUCCUCCAAAAUAUGUCGGUGACGGCAAAGGGAGACAAAUAGCGAAAGUGAAUCAUACGAAAAAAUUACUGUGUCAAGUGGAAGGAGAUCCGUUUCCAUUUAUAGAAUGGAAGAAAGACGGUGAAAGUAUAAAUGAAUUAUGGGAAAAUCAUAAAGUGCUAAAGGACGGGUCUUUACGGAUUAAACAGAUAGAAGUAGAGAAUGCUGGGAGAUACGUCUGUAAAGCGACCAACGGAUUCGGCAGCAUCAGUGUUAACUAUACACUAAUCGUUGUUGAUGAAGAAAAAGACGUGGUAUCUGUGGAUGGAACGCAAGUUUACGCCAAGUCUCACGAAGAGGACCUGACCAAGGAAGGAGCGUCCCCUCGGUUUACCAACCCUGAGAAGAUGAAGAGGCAGAAGAUUACAAGGCCGGUUAACAGUUCUCUGCGACUCCGAUGUAAAGCCACGGGAAACCCGCGCCCCCAGAUUACGUGGAUGAAGGACCACCACGAGCUUUACCACCACGACGUCGGACGGAAAUCCUCCUGGAUCCUACGGCUGCCGGAUUUACAGCAGACAGACUCUGGACUCUAUACCUGUGUGGUCAGGAAUCGUCUCGGGUCCAUCAACUUUACCUACCAUAUAGAAGUCAUUGAUAAGAUAAUGGCCAAGCCCGAGUUACUGGCGCCCCACCCCCUCAACACGACGGUGAUGAUUGGAGAGAGCGCUCAGCUACAGUGUCGAAUCAACAGCGAGAUGGAACCACAUAUUCAGUGGCUGAAGAGAGUUGACGACCCUAAAUUCAUGUCCAACAACUCUAUAAAGCUAAAGGGGCAACCCUUCAUCAUCCUGAAGACGAGUGAAAUCGGGAGCGGAUCCGAUGGCACGUACCUCAACAAAUUUGUAAUUCAUCACGUGACGGAGGCCGACGGAGGAAUGUACAUCUGUCUGGCUGCCAACACCAUGGGCUUCAGUUGGCGGAGUGCACAUCUUAUUGUUCAAUCUAAUCAUCCUCAUAACCAGUAUGCCUACACGAUUGACCGCAGUAACCUGAAUAUUCCUCUGGUUGUGGGUGUACCGGGCGGGAUUCUUCUCGUCGUUAUAGUCAUUGCGUUCCUUUUCUUCCAACGUAGACGACGAGCUCAGUACCACCAGGGGUCAGUUGUGAACGGACCUCAUUUCAACAGAGUUCCAACGCAGGACCCCGAGCCCUAUCUGGGGGUCCCACACACGAAUGAUGUCAAAACAAACAUUCACGUGAACCCCAUACAUGGACCACAACACAAAAACUUAUAUGCGGGCGUGCCUAGCCCCCAUCUUAUAGUGUCGAGUCGUGAAAUGCUAUCUAAAAAUAGCCAGAGUAUAGACUUUUACACAGACAUUUCGUCCGUUUCACAGAGUCAUCAUAAUCCGCAUCAUCACAUGCAGCAGUAUUCCUAUAACGGACCCUGAACUCAGUCAGGAGUUCUAAAAAUACCUCACUUCCUCUGUUUGACUACAAACAACUCACAGGAUCUUGUAUUCUGUGUGGAACAAUGAGUCAUUCUGAUUGGUGGAGAAAAGCAUUGCAGUCAUGGAAGUCUACCUGUGAUUGGAUAAAACAUUUCAUUGAUACAAAGAAACCUGUGAUACAUACUUCAAGUCACUGACCAACUGGUGCUGUUACUCAGGUGUGUUUGGGUGGAAAUACUUGGUAUGACAAUGGGCACAAAUUGUACUCCAUAAAAACUACCCAACUGAUAUGUGAAAUUGACACAAAAACCUAUAUGACACAAUACUAUGCUUGAGACUGCAUUCUGUGAUAAAAGAUAGGGCCAUUAAAGGAGAAAGUUUACCAAAGAUUCCCACUGUCUUGGUGUAGACCUGAGAAAAAAAAACACUUCAGACAUUGCAUUUUUCUAUGAAGCAAGUGAAUAACUUCAAUCAGAUGUCCAAUCAAGCAUUGUGCCAGUCUGAGAAUAAAAGGAGAGUGAAUGGAGUCUGUAUAAGAUGUGAUUGUUGUAUGUAUGGAUAAUUGAUCAGCUGUCUAAAGAGUUGGAUGUAUAUGUGUGGAUACUUGUUCGGCUGUAUAGAUAAUUUUUUGUAUAUAUGGAUACUUUGGAUACUUGAUUGUCAGUUUUGCAAGUGGUAUAAAUGGAUACUUGAUAGUUAGUUUGGAUGUUGUAUGCGUGUGUUUGGAUUGUGUAAGGUAUUAUAUGUUAUGUUAAAGAAUGACUGUCCAUAAAUAAGGACUUUUACCUGUAAGAGUGCAAUCUGUAUUCAUAAUGAUCUUGUUAGUGUAUGGGAGAUUGUUUCUUUGUAGAUAUUCUACAAACUGAUUGUUGUCAAAUUAAUCUUGUAAUGGGACAGAACUGAGACCCUACACACAAUACAUACAGUACAUAGGUGUCUCUAAUUAAGUGCUCUUUUUAUACACCUCACAAAUCUACACACCUGUAAUUAUUUCUACUCUUCGUUUACAAUUUACAAGCCCUCUAUAUUACCUGUUUGUAUCUAGACAAAUCUUGUUUCUGUCUAUAAUGCCUGGAAUUUCUGUUUUUAAAUAACAAGGGAUUCUCAUGUCUUAGCUUUGGAAUGGGGUCAUUUUUGGAAAUUUUGACAGAGAAACCUUGAUAUAUGAUGACAUUUCAUCUGUACCUUUAUACAUGGUUUACAGUUAUCAACUGUUCCUUUUGAGUUUAGAUUGUACAAGAAAAUCCCAGCUGACUUAAGACUUCAUGUUUUAUUAAACUUCUUGUCAGUUAUGAGGGUUGUAAAUUUUGUUUUGGACAAAUUAACUCUGGACAUGGCUUUUCAUUUGAAAUUUUCUUUUGCAGCUUUCUGUUUUUAUGUUUUAAAAAUAUAAAGGACUUGUUAAAUUAAUUUUAAUUUCAUACUGUACAACAAUUUUUUUAUUAUGAAUUCUUAAAUCAUCAAAUAAGGACACAGUACUACACAUUUUCAUUACCUUCCAAAUGAUGUAAACAGAAUUGAUAAUUUUUGGCAAUCCUCCCUUCCCCGAAAUGUAUGUUAAUUUGAAGUAUUUUGAUUACUCUUACUGAAAUGAAAAUAUGUGUACAUCUGGUUAAAAAUAAAUCUACUUUGAAAAAAAAGGCAGCAAAAAUCUCCUCAGUUCUGUCAAAGGAAAAUUUCUCCAAAAUAUAGCAACAUGUUGCUGGUGGCUUUAACUUUUCAUCAAAUUAUUUGAGAUUUUAAAUAUUUCCAAUUUCAUUAACCCUAGGAAGGGUAAAAUAUGUUUUUUUUUUUUACUACAUUAUAUUGUUUUUGAUAAUUGUUUUGUUAAUGUAUAAUGACAUUUCUGUUAAAGCAUUAUGUAUGGAAAGAGAGACAACUCUUGCAAAAUGUUUCUUUUUUUUUUUUUGAACAGGGUAAAAAUUGUUCAUAAUAUGUUGUACACAAGUGUACCAGUAAACUAUAAUAAAAAAUAUAAAUCAUUGAAA